AUGGCAAAUAUGGCACUUAAAUCGGUUAAGCGAAUAGUCACGCCGCUAGUUAAAAUAUCGAGUAUCUUCAAUUUUUGUCUUUUUAGGUUAACAAGUGCAAUUUUAAGUGAACGCACGGUACAAGAAUUUGGCAAGGAAUGGUUUAAAAACUUUGCAUUUGUAAUGGGGUGUAUAUUAUUCACCGCCUUGGUGAAUUACAUUCCUCGCCCUGAGCAUAUCUUUUACAAGUUUUUAUACCGGUUUGAUACUUAUUUUUUUGAUGUUUGGAAGCAGCCCGUUGGGUCAAUAACUGGGUUAAUUUUGACAUGUCUUGGCUCGUGUAUUCUUUACCAUGUGCACUAUAGAAUCGACGAUGGUUUGAAACUACCUCACCAUCAUCAUCAUCAUCAUCAUUCGAACCAGAUAUUCAAAUUAAAACCUUUGCAGAUUUCCACGGUAUUGACUAGCCGUGCCAGUGGCUCUGUUGUUAGUGGUUGUAGUGGUGGCGGCGCCAGUGGCUCUGCUGUUGGUGAUUGUAGUGGUGGCGGCGCCAGUGGCUCUGUUGUUGGUGGUUGUAGUGGCGGUUGGGGUGGUUGUGGUGAUGAAUUAUCGUCUGCUAUUAGUUCGAGACCGUCUACUUCAACCACUGGCUCCUCCACAUUAUCUCCUUUAAGUGACAUAAAUAACAACUAUAUCAUCCCUGACGAGGAGAUAUUUGAACUAAGCUCAAAAAUAAAUGUCGACUACUUUGGCUCCCAGAUUGUAUCUGGCGACAAAUCAACAAUACAAGAUUAUUGGAGAAAAAUGCCUGCAAUACUACUAUUAUUGGCAUGGUUUAUCUUGAACAUAGUUUACAAUUUCAAACACCCAGUUUACAAGACCAAAAAUAUCGUCGCGUGGGUGUUUCAUGUUCCCGUCCACUUUAUUGUGCCACCAGUUGCUGGACUUUGGCUAUAUAUAUGGCAUGCGCCAGGAGCGCUUCAAUUGUUGACUUUAUGUUUGGGAUUCCAGAAUUUUGCAUUGAUCUUAACCUAUUUGGUUUUCCCCAAUGCGCCACCUAGUUUUAUUAAACUAUACGGCGACAAUAAGGUACCAACAUUUGAUAUGAUUUACAGUGAUGGUCAAGCUUCAGAGGACAAAAAAUUUUCAUUCUUGCUUCAUAAGGCAAUUUACUAUGCCACCCCACACAAAUUUGCUUCUUUCCCAUCAUUACACUCAGCAUUUGCCUCUUUGAUUUGCUUUUUUGUAUGCCACUAUUCAAGAUGGUCAUGGUUUAAACUUUUGAGUCUUGUUAAUGUAAUUGGACAAUGGUGGGCCGAAAUAUAUCUAGAUCAUCAUUGGAGAAUCGAUAGCUUGGUUGGAUUAAUCUAUGCCAUUAUUAUAUGGACAUUAGUGAAGGAUUGGUAUAAAAGCUUAGCUGAAAUCGAUCUCAAGUUUAGUAAAGCAAGAGCCUCUGGUGAUUAUGUAAAUGGAAGUACAAUGGGUAUGCGUUUAUUUUGGGGAACAAGACUACAAAGCUUUUUUGAUCCACUAGCUUAG
This is a messenger RNA of Lodderomyces oxycetoniae, 1518 nucleotides long. Its product is annotated as phosphatase PAP2 family protein. NCBI's taxonomy places the organism in Eukaryota, Fungi, Ascomycota, Pichiomycetes, Serinales, Debaryomycetaceae. Gene Ontology annotation, cellular component: inositol phosphoceramide synthase complex. The record is from RefSeq and is a predicted model, not a curated record. Gene Ontology annotation, molecular function: inositol phosphoceramide synthase activity. Gene Ontology annotation, biological process: sphingolipid biosynthetic process; inositol phosphoceramide metabolic process. The transcript is spliced from 2 exons. Bases 1 to 1518 code for a protein of 505 amino acids.